This is a messenger RNA of Canis lupus familiaris (dog), 5619 nucleotides long. RefSeq names its product fem-1 homolog C (gene FEM1C). The record is from RefSeq and is a predicted model, not a curated record. Bases 346 to 2199 code for a protein of 617 amino acids. Gene Ontology annotation, molecular function: protein binding. The transcript has 3 exons. Lineage: Eukaryota; Metazoa; Chordata; Mammalia; Carnivora; Canidae.
CCGGAUUCAUUCCUGUGGGGCGCGGGGCAUGGACGAGCUGUGCGGCUGCAGGCGGAGCAGGCCGGCCCCGGCGGCGGCGCGGACAACGGUUUCCAUUUAAGGGGGGCGGCCCGAGCGUGAGCGGCCGGCGGCGGCGGGGAGGCCCGGCCCCCGGGCAGUUUGGUGCUCUGGUUGUCAGAUGUUGGGAGGCGGUAAGACAGCAUACUUUUCGUGGUUUUAUAUCCGUUCGGGGUGCAGCGAUUAACACUGAACUUUGGUUCCUGUGACUCUUGCCUGUGUCGAUAGAGUGAAGCUGGAGCUUUGCUUUGAAGGAUAAAGAAAGCGCAGCCUCUCCACCGGACAUAAAUGGAUCUAAAGACAGCAGUAUUUAACGCAGCUCGGGAUGGCAAACUCCGGCUUCUCACCAAGUUGUUGGCAAGCAAAUCCAAAGAGGAGGUUUCCUCCUUGAUCUCUGAAAAAACAAAUGGAGCCACGCCGCUCCUGAUGGCCGCCAGGUACGGGCACCUUGACAUGGUGGAAUUCCUCCUAGAGCACUGCAGCGCCUCCAUAGAAGUGGGGGGCUCUGUCAACUUUGAUGGCGAAACCAUUGAGGGGGCUCCCCCGCUGUGGGCCGCCUCUGCAGCAGGACAUCUGAAGGUGGUGCAGUCUUUGUUAAAUCAUGGAGCGUCUGUCAACAACACAACUCUGACCAACUCCACUCCUCUGCGAGCUGCCUGUUUCGAUGGCCAUUUGGAAAUAGUGAAGUACCUCGUGGAACACAAAGCUGAUUUGGAAGUGUCCAACCGCCACGGGCAUACGUGCCUGAUGAUUUCGUGCUACAAAGGACACAAAGAGAUUGCUCAGUAUUUACUUGAAAAGGGUGCAGAUGUUAAUAGAAAAAGUGUUAAAGGUAAUACUGCAUUGCAUGAUUGUGCAGAAUCUGGAAGUUUGGACAUCAUGAAGAUGCUUCUUAUGUAUUGUGCCAAGAUGGAAAAGGAUGGUUAUGGAAUGACUCCUCUCCUCUCAGCAAGUGUUACUGGUCACACGAAUAUUGUGGAUUUUCUGACUCACCAUGCACAGACCAGCAAGACAGAACGGAUCAAUGCUCUAGAGCUUCUGGGAGCUACAUUUGUAGACAAAAAAAGAGAUCUACUUGGGGCCUUAAAAUACUGGAAAAAGGCAAUGAACAUGAGGUACAGCGAUAGGACUAACAUAAUUAGCAAACCAGUACCACAGACGCUAAUAAUGGCUUAUGAUUACGCCAAGGAGGUUAAUAGUGCAGAAGAGCUAGAAGGUCUUAUCGCUGACCCUGAUGAGAUGAGAAUGCAGGCACUAUUAAUUAGAGAACGUAUUCUGGGUCCUUCUCAUCCUGAUACCUCCUACUAUAUUAGAUACAGAGGCGCUGUCUAUGCGGAUUCUGGAAAUUUCAAACGAUGCAUCAACCUCUGGAAGUACGCUUUGGAUAUGCAGCAGAACAAUUUGGACCCAUUAAGCCCCAUGACCGCCAGCAGCUUGUUGUCUUUUGCUGAAUUGUUCUCCUUUAUGCUCCAGGAUAGAGCUAAAGGCCUGCUGGGCACCACCGUUACAUUUGAUGAUCUCAUGGGCAUCCUUUGCAAAAGUGUCCUUGAAAUAGAGCGAGCCAUCAAACAAACUCAGUGUCCAGCUGACCCGUUACAGUUAAAUAAGGCUCUUUCCAUUAUUUUGCACUUGAUUUGCUUGUUAGAAAAAGUUCCUUGUACUCUAGAACAGGACCAUUUCAAAAAGCAGACUAUCUAUAGGUUUCUUAAGCUGCAUCCAAGGGGAAAGAAUAACUUCAGCCCCCUUCACCUGGCUGUGGACAAGAAUACUACCUGCGUAGGGCGGUACCCUGUGUGUAAAUUUCCAUCUCUGCAAGUCACGGCCAUACUGAUAGAGUGUGGUGCUGACGUCAACGUCAGAGACUCUGAUGACAACAGCCCCCUGCACAUCGCUGCUCUGAACAACCAUCCCGACAUCAUGAAUCUCCUUAUUAAAUCAGGUGCACAUUUUGAUGCCACAAACUUGCAUAAACAAACUGCUAGUGACUUGCUGGACGAGAAGGAAAUCGCUAAAAAUUUGAUCCAGCCCAUAAAUCAUACCACAUUGCAGUGUCUUGCUGCACGUGUCAUAGUGAAUCAUAGAAUAUAUUAUAAAGGGCAUAUCCCAGAAAAGCUAGAGACCUUUGUUUCACUUCACAGAUGAUAACCCGACUAUCUUUUAGCACUGUUUAAAGCACGGAUCGCUGACAGUUGCCUCAUAAACGAGCACUGUUGUGAGAACACCAGCAUUCACUUAGCUUGAUAUCCUCGUGCUCUCAUUGGCUAAAGCAUUAGAAGCAUCAAAUUUACAGGAUUGGUUUCCCAGUAUUUAAUAUAAAUAUACCAUAUAAUAUAUUUGUGAAUUACUGAGAAAUGUAAUGUCAUUUGAAUUUCUAAAAUUGUCUGCCAAAGGCUUAUCUGUUCUGGUUCUAUUUGCUGUUGGGUGUUUGGGACAGAGUUCACUGUUUUUCAGUGGUGUCUUUAUACUUUAUUGGUUUGUGAAUUUUAUACAAUUGAAGGUCUUCUUUUUUUUUUUUUUUUUUCCCUGCUUCUCUUGUCCAAGCUUCUUCCUUAUUUCCACUUGAUUUUUUUCCUAACCAUUUCUACUUACCACUUUCUCCCCUCUUAACGGACCCAUGCUAGGUUGCACACCCUUUAUGGACCUGUUACCAUUUGCAAUUACCAUAAGUGCUUUAUCUUCUCUAUGCACCGGCUUAAACUUGACUGUUGUAUGUUAGCACAUUUUCUAUGCAGCAGUUGGUCAACUUCAACUCAGAACACUCUUAAGUUUGUUAUAAAGCUCAUUUUUUUGAAAGUAGUACUCUUGUAGCAUGACAAUUUUUAGAGCUGCAGGUUGGCUACCUGAGCUCAAGCUUUUCUGUUUUUUUUUUUUUUUUUUUCUUCUUUCUGAGGUUUCUCUCUCUAAUCCACUGAAAUUAUUGUGUGCUAAAUUUGGGAAACAAAUCUCUUCUAACUCAUUAACCCAGUUGAAAUUUAGGUCUGUCAUCUUAAUAUAUCAUGCAGUAAAAGGAAGACUCUUUACAAAGUGACCCACCUUUCAUGCUGCACCAGCGUUGUCCUGCUUGUGCUGAUGAUGUGAUUAGGUGUAGAGAAUUUGCUGAAAUUUAACCUCCAAGUUUAUCACACAGCUUUAAUGAGUCACAGUGAAAUACACAGUGAUUGAACCGCAGAUCACUUUUAGUUACAAAAAGAGCUAAAGCAUGUCAGUGGCAUGAUGCUUGCCAAGCCAGAUCUAGGCAUCUAGGAUAAUUAAGGUAUUUUAGUACGCAAUUUACUGCCGUAGUAUUAAAGGUCAGUAACAGUGUCCUUUCUUCCAGCUUACGUAUACCUUUAAAGAUAACUUGCAUGAAUUACUUUGGUCUCAGUUAUUUGUCACCACAGUUAAACACAAAAAGGUCGCAGUGCUUCCUAUUCCCCUACUGAAAGUUAUUAGCUUGACUCUGCUUUUCUUUUUUUUUUUUUUUUACGGUUUUUUUGUUUUUGUUUUUUCUUCCCAACAGCUUUGCUAAUGCCACAGAAAGGGCUCUUUUAAGAAAAGAUAAAUGAAAAGUACUAAAAAAGAUUCAGGUAAUUAUCAUUCAGCACUUUAUUGUUAUUCAGAAUAAAAUUUAUGACAGCACAUUUGCCCUGCAAAUGUCUUAAAGAAAUUGUUCUGAAUAAAAAGCUCCUUAUUUGAGGAAAAAAACCUCAAGUUUACCUGUGAGUUGAAUGAGCUGGAUCACUUGGGUUUUUGCUUGCAUUUUCUCCUGAGGGUUGAUGUCAUGGUAUUUACAGAGUCAUCACUGCAAAGAAUCACCUUAGGUUUAUUUCAUCUUUAUUCAGUUAAAAAAAAAACACACAAAAAAACAAAAAAAAAAAGCCCAACUCACGAAUAGUAGUAAAUUUAAAAAAAGCGUUAGACUUACUUUUCUAGUUAAAUAAUUGAGAUUUAAUCUUUUUUAAACUAUCCUUAUUUUGCUAGGUUGUGAAUUGCAUUUCACCAUUAAAAAGGGUAGAAUGGGAUGUAACUAGUCGUGGUCACUCUCCAGCCUUUUGAUGAAGAGACUUUAAACCUGUAUUUACCAUGGGCAGAUUUGUUGGAACGUUUGAGUUAUCACAUAUAUUAAGAGUUUGUGAUUAGACACACAUUCUAGAAAUAUCAGACAUUGAGAUUUUGAAAUCAUUUGCCUCUAACCUUGUGAUAUAAGGAGUACAUAUGCAUGAACUGCUUUUUUCUAAAAAGGGAAACUGUAAGUUCAGUAAAUCUACUCUAGUAGAUCCCAGUAAUUUGAGGGUAAAAGCUGAGCAAUUGGGUUUUUCAGUGACUUAAUAUUUUCCUCUCCUUUUUUGGGAGGGAAUAAGAAAGCUUUCAUGUUUUUAUGGUUAGGUGCACCUCCCUCUACUUGACAGGUGAACUUAACUUGUACGACUCUAGUGGAACUAAAGAUUUCUUUACAUCUAGCAUCUUCCACCACUAAAUAUUGAUUGCUUAAAACUGUUCGUCAGUGUUGAGAACUGAACUGUCUUAUUUCAGUUGGGAUACAAUUCUACUUCAUUGGCCAUCUCCCCAAACACUGUUAGUUCUUAACAAGUGAUUUGAUUUGAUAGCUCUGAACUGUCCAUGAUUUUAUUUUGGAGGAGGUUGGUUAAUGAAUGUGACCCCAGACACUGUUAAGGCUUUUGUUAGAAAGUAUCCUCAAAAUUGUUGACUGAAUUUAAAAAAAAAAAAAAUUGUGUUACUUUUUUUUUUUUUAACUACGAGUCCUUUAAAACUGAAUGAGCUAAUUGUGCUCCUGUGGGUCGAACUAAACUAUCCACUUUAGCACAGUGAUGUUGGCUGGAAUUUAUAAGUUGAUGCCAUUUCUGUAAAAAUGCCCUGUCAGACCUGCUGAAUUUUAGAUGUUCCACUACUGACCAUUCCUGGAGAAGAAACGGUCAUUUUACUCCAUUUACUCAGAUUAGAUAUCAGUCUACUUUAUACAGACAAGUGGAUUGUAGAUUUUUAAAAAAGGGUCAUUUUCUUAUCCAUAAAUCUGACAAGGGCAUAAAACCCAAAUCAGCAAAAAAGUAACUUGGUGCCCAUUACAAUUUUGAAGUUAAGUGAUUGCUUACUUGUAAAAUGACUACCUUAAUGUAUAGUAUUUAAGAGACCCCCAUCUACUGUGACUUGAGAAAACUCUUUAUGUAUGAAAAAAUUGCUCUUUAAAAUUAUAUCACCCGGCUGAAACCUUAGGUUGAAUUUUACAGGUAAAAUAGUCCUUGUAAUUAUCAGAAUUGUGGGGGCCAGAUGAGAUGAUAACCAUAUUCUUAUGCACUGCAACGGCAGCAUUAUUGCUUGGAACUUUAACCAUUUUAGAGUUAGAUCCUAAAGAUACUAAUUGGUCGUCAUCCUUUUUCUUAUUUCUUUUUUUCCCCCACCCUUAUAUAUCACUAAACAACUAGUUUCUCCCUUUCGUCACUUCCCAUUGUGUAUUUUUCAGAAGAAGUACUGUACUCAGAUGCCAGCCAAUAAAUUGUCACAUAAUGGAAAAUGAUAUGCCACAACAUUCAUUGUAAGGUUUAAUAAAAUUAAAUUUGCACCAAA